Messenger RNA from Diaporthe citri, 378 nucleotides. RefSeq lists its product as uncharacterized. The record is from RefSeq and is a predicted model, not a curated record. Bases 1 to 378 code for a protein of 125 amino acids. The transcript has 2 exons. NCBI's taxonomy places the organism in Eukaryota, Fungi, Ascomycota, Sordariomycetes, Diaporthales, Diaporthaceae.
AUGGAUUUCCGCUUUUCGGGCGACUCGGCCCCAAACCCCUCGAUUCCGAAGCGCCUCGUCAAGGAUAUAGUGCACGGGGCGGCGCGCGUCAGGCUCCAGAACAGGGUUCUGGUCGACGGAAAGAAAGUUGCCUUUAGCGAGGGCCAGGGUCUUCUGUCACACUCGUUGGAAGGCAUCCGUGAUCACAUCGUCACUGAUCUUUUGGUCUCCGGCCUUGUCGAGGACAAUACCGCGGAGCUUGUUGUUCUGCUCCUGGAGCCAUUGGAUGUUGCCCUGUCUUUCGUGGAGCUGCUUCUACUUCGAACCCAGGUCAUCCCGGAGGAAUAUCGCAUCGGAGAGCAUAUCAGAGUCAUGCUGCAUUUGAAGAUGGGAACAUGA